Molecule: messenger RNA, 1224 nt
Organism: Acanthosepion pharaonis
Lineage: Eukaryota; Metazoa; Mollusca; Cephalopoda; Sepiida; Sepiidae
Source: the annotation of a GenBank genome assembly
AUGUAUAUAUUUGUCUAUCUAUUCAUUAUCUGUCUAUCUGCUCAUUGCUUAACUGUGCAUUAUCUAUCUAUCUAUCUAUCUAUCUAUCUAUCUAUCUAUCUUAUUCUGUUCAUUAUCUAUCUAUUUCAUCAUUUUUCUGUCUUGGUCCCUUCAUUAUCUAUCUAUCUAUCUAUCUAUCUAUCUAUCUAUCUAUCUAUCUAUCUAUCUCAGUCUGCUCAUCUAUCUAAUCUGCUCUUAUCUAUCUAUCUAUCUAUCUAUCUAUCUAUCUAUCUAUCUAUCUAUCUCAGUCUGUUCAUAUCUAUCUAUCUAUCUAUCUAUCUAUCUAUCUAUCUAUCUAUCUAUCUAUCUAAGUCGGCUCUUUAUCUAUCUAUCUAUCUAUCUAUCUAUCUAUCUAUCUAUCUAUUUCAGUCUGCUCAUCUAUCUAUCUAUCUAUCUAUCUAUCUAUCUAUCUAUCUAUCUAAGUCUGAUCUUUAUCUAUCUAUCUAUCUAUCUAUCUAUCUAUCUAUCUAUCUAUCUAUCUAUCUAUGUCAGCCGAAACAAGUGAUGACCUCUUACACCUUCUUCUGCAAUCAUCGUGAGAAAGAAAACUUACCUCUUUCUUUUGAACGAUGGAAAAAAGGUCCUAAAUUAUCUAUCUAUCUAUCUAUCUAUCUAUCUAUCUAUCUAUCUAUCUAUCUAUCUCACGCCCGUCGCUGUCACCACUUUUCCCCACACACCACAAAUCACCGUAGACCUCUCACUCCACGAUCGAGCAAAAGAGAAAUUAUUUCCUUAUUGAAAUGCAUAAGUUCAUUUUUUAGGCAAAAUGACCUAUCUACAUCACGCUAUUCAUAUCGAUCACAAACUAUACAUAUCUAUCGCACAUUACACAUCUAUCUAUCUAUCUCUUACUUUCUCAGUUUCUAUCUAUCUAUCUGUUUUCUCAGUUUCUAUCUAUGUAUCGAUCUAUGUAUCUAUCUCAGUUUCUAUCUAUCUAUCUAUCUAUCUGUUUUCUGUUUCUAUCUAUCUAUCUAUCUGUUUUCUCAGUGUUCAUAUCGUCUCCAAUCUAUCUAUCUAUCUAUCUAUCUAUCUAUCUAUCUAUCUAUCUAUCACAGUCUUUUUCAUUAUUUCUCACUAUCUGCUAUGUAUCUAUUAGUUUUAAACACCGAUGUUAGAUCGACAUUUGUAUUCUGUUGCUUUUCAAUUUUACGUUUUUUUUUUGCUACUGACUUGUCUUCGCGUUGA